This is a messenger RNA of Brachypodium distachyon (stiff brome), 819 nucleotides long. RefSeq names its product dirigent protein 22. The record is from RefSeq and is a predicted model, not a curated record. NCBI's taxonomy places the organism in Eukaryota, Viridiplantae, Streptophyta, Magnoliopsida, Poales, Poaceae. Bases 66 to 563 code for a protein of 165 amino acids. The transcript is spliced from 3 exons.
GAGCUCGCCCUGGUUAGUCUAAAAGCUCAGUAUAGAAGGAAGCCUGCAAGUAAGUAGCGCAAGCCAUGGCUUUCCAAAUCAAACCCCUCCGCCCAGUUGAGCAGAACGAACUGUUCUUCAGGUUGUAUCUCAAGAGAGAAGGCUGUGACAGUAAUGACAAAACAAUAGUUAAUUCCAACGAGCAUAUGGAAUUUGGUCUGGUUCUUGCCAGUGACCUGCCCAUAUAUGACGGAUUUGGCCCCGAGGCGAACCUUGUUGCGCGGUUGCAAGGCCUUCAGUCUCAAGCUGGGAAGCUCACCGACGGUUGGCAGGCCUCUGUCAACAUAGUGUUCGAGGAUGAAAGGUUCAAUGGAUCCACACUACAUGUCAUGGGGACUGGUCUGCACAAAAGAGAAUGGGCCAUUGUUGGUGGGACGGGAGAGUUUACUCUUGCGCAGGGCAUCAUGUACAAUCUUCUUAUGUAUGGAGAAUUUCAGGAAAUUGAGUUGCGUGCACUAUACACGCCCAUGAAAAAGGUUCCUUGGACGCUCGGGGUUCCUGGUGACACAGCAAGCCAAACUUGAACACAUCAACACACACGGGUUGCUCAAUAAAUCUUCCACGGAUAGAAGAAUAAUUUGUUAUCGAAGCAUUGUCUUGUUGUGUGUGAGAUUGCACCUACCACAUUUCGCAUUCUCUCUAAAAAUAUGUGCGAGUUUGUCAUCUCGUGUGGUUUUUAAUUUUUUUCCCUGUGUGUACGUUCUAAACUCAUGUUUUAAUUAUAUCCACGAUUAAAUUUUGUCAGAAGGAUUUAGUGUUCUUCUGGAAUUAUCUCAUCAA